This is a messenger RNA of Aedes aegypti (yellow fever mosquito), 3709 nucleotides long. RefSeq names its product probable peroxisomal membrane protein PEX13 (gene Pex13). Gene Ontology annotation, cellular component: peroxisomal membrane; peroxisome; peroxisomal importomer complex. The record is from RefSeq and is a predicted model, not a curated record. Gene Ontology annotation, molecular function: protein binding. Gene Ontology annotation, biological process: protein import into peroxisome matrix, docking. Lineage: Eukaryota; Metazoa; Arthropoda; Insecta; Diptera; Culicidae. Bases 288 to 1367 code for a protein of 359 amino acids. The transcript has 4 exons.
CUGUACCUGUAAAUGUCAUCACAAGCUGACCAAAGUCCGAUCCCAAAAUAGUAAAUAGAAUCGUCUUUUUUGGGACAAUAAUUUUGUAAUUUCCAUAAAAUAUCGCUGUUUUUUACAGUUUGCGCAGAAUUUGUUGAAUAACUAGUUACAUCACAUCAUCUGCAAUAUGUAAAGUAGUGUUACAGGUGACACAAGUGUUAAAUAUCAAACUUGGAGAAUAUCUUUCGAGAGCCUGAAAGUCCUUCAGGAAGUCUUUCAUUGAAACAAGUUUUUGUGAAUAGUUCUGCAUGACGAUGCAGCCAACCAACUUCCGCAAUCCCGUCCUAAGUGAGCCGCGAGUGUUCGGCGGCCAGUACAGUUUAAAUACUCCGGCGGGCGUAGUGACCACUUCCAGCCAACCUCCCCCAUUGCCCCCGAGGCCACUUCAGCAGCAAUCCGGAGUUGGAUUUGGAGGAACUUACGGAGGAGGAUUCGGAAGUCGUUUUGGGAUGCCUUCUUACGGAUAUUCCGGCUUCGGAGGGGGAUACGGAAGCUACGGAGGCGGCUUCGGCUAUGGCGGCGGUUACGGUGGCGGAAUGUAUGGAGGAAGCGGUUACGGAAUGGGGGCAAACGUUUACCCGGAACACAGAUUUAUCCAACUCGCAGAGGAAAGUUCCAGGCCAGCAUUCCAGAAUAUUGAAUCCCUGGUUGGAGCAAUUGGGAACAUAGCUGCAAUGUUGGAUUCCACAUUUUUCGCCUUGACAAGUUCGUUCAGAGCGGUCCUUGGAGUGGCAGCAAACUUUGCUCAUUUGCGAGGCGUUUUUGCCCAGUUUUGGACCUCCUUUGCCCUAUUCCGGUGGAUUAUAUGGGCUUAUCGGAAAAUUCUAUACUGGUUCAGAAUAACGAGAACCGACCCUUCGACUGCCAGUUUCAAAGAAGCAUUCAAAGCAGCAGAAGCUGACAAACUAGCACCUGCUCAGAAGAAGGGAUCCUCAAUGCCGGUGGUGCUGUUUCUAGGAUUCAUCAUGUCGGCGCCGUAUCUGCUGAUGAAGUUGUUCGGUGGAAACAGUGAAACCCAAGUUGCAGCUAAAAAUCCUCGGAACUGGAACGGCGCCCUGGAAGCUGUUGCCAUCUAUAACUUUGAUGCGUCAAGUGCAAACGAGCUUACCAUUCGGGCAGGUCAGCCUGUACUCAUUGCCCCCAAAUCGGUCCAGGUAGAGCAAAACUUACUUAACACUGGCUGGGUGCUGGCUUCGGUGGACAACACGGUGUCCGGCUUGAUUCCGGUGAAUUAUGUGCAAGGGUCGAAACAGCAACCUCAGCAACAAGUAACGAACGAUGUAAAAUUACAUUCCAACGAAACAGGUCAGUCAGAAACCGAAGCCUAAAUGUUUGAGAGACGACGCCAAUUUUCGGGUUGAGGGCUGAUGUCGGUUAUUCAAGUUGAAAUUAGUCAAGGGGAGUUGGCUACCUAAAGUUUAGAAUGGGUUGAACGGGAAUCGUGAUGGGUCACUGUUGGUUCUGGACAUUUGAGUAAAACCUGUUUAAAUGUUAGUCUUUUUAUAAUUAUUUUUGUUUUCGAGACAUUCAUUAUUAACGAAUGAGACAAUUUAAUGAAUAUGUCAAGUUUCAAAGAUUGCUUUAAAUCUGUCAGCCGUUCAAUGGUUGAUAUAUAAAUAAAUAGUACAAUUAUGCUGAUUAAAGAUUAGAGUUAUUAUACCAAGUUUGAGAAAGCUCAUCCAUAGCGGGAUCGCUCAUAUUGUCCCUACAGACUUUAAUGUUCCUUCCUAAUGAUUUCUUCUGGACUGGUAGCAGGUCUCUUCCUAAAGACUUGAUCAAUAUUUUAAUACAAGUCUCUCAAAUUUCUCUGAAGCCUCUUUUUUUAUCCUGAACAGUCUCUAAAGUCAAUCAAUUUUACAGUCUAUCCUGGUGAAAAAUUCUAGAGAUCCUAGAAAAACCUUCGCGGACUCUUACGCGAUAAUCCACAAGCUCUUCAGAAAUUUCUCAAGGAUGAAUUUUGGGAAAUUCUUCAAGUGGUUUCUACUGAAAUACUUCCGGGGAAUGCUCCAUCAUUCCUCUAUACAUUCAUCCACCAAUGCUCCCAGGAAUUCGUUCAGAAAUUCCUCCAGCGAUUUAGAGGAAUUUAUUCAGGAUUUGCUCCAAAAACUCCUUUAGCACUCCAAUGCUACCACCACCAGUAAUUUCCUAAAAAAUAACUCUAUUUUUUCUCCAGAGACUUCUCCAGUAUUUUCCUAGGAAUUUUUCCAAUAUUUAUUUUAGUUAUUACUCUUGAAGAUCUCCCAAAACAACCAAAAAGAGUUGUUUGAAAACAAUCCUUCAAGGGUUAAUUCCAGAGUUUUUGGAGAAGUUCGUUUAGGGAGUUUUCCAAUCUUACAAUACCUCGUCAAGCAUUUUUAGGGAUACCCUAAAAAAAAACAUGCUCGGCUUCUCACAGGAACUGCGUCAAAAAUUCCUCAAGGGAUUUUUUUCAGAACAUCUAUUAAGAACUCAUUCAGGAACUUCUCAAAAAAAUGUUAUCAGGAAUUCCUCAUGAAGUUCCUCCAAAAUUGUCUCAAGGAAUUUCUCCAGCAUUUUAUCGCGGGGUUAUUCCUUCAGUUCUUCCAAAUACAUGCAGAACAAUUUCUUCAAAAAUCUCCAUAAAUGUUCAAAAUAUUAUUUAAGGCUUCACACCCCAUUCAGAAAUGAUUCUAGUAAUUCUGUCGAUCAGCAAAAUUGAAUGAGUACAGAACAAAAAGUUACGCGAAUGCAUUGCUUUAGUGUCCCAUCUUGCCCGUUUCACCCAUGACCGUUUCCAGUAAAAUAAUUGUAUUCAAAUUACUUGUACAUUUUAUUUAUAAGUUUGGGUCAGAUUUGCCCAUUUCAAAUUUUACAGGUAUUAGAUUUGUAGUUAAUUAAAAGUAAUCUGUUUUUUGUUGGAAGGUGUAGGAUCACUAUGAUGAUUUUAAUUUAACUAUAUUUGUUCACGAACAAAAAAUCCAUGCUAGGAUCUUUAUGAAAAUUGGCGUCGAUACUAUUUGUACUUUAUUGUUUAUUGCUGUUAAGAUUCUUGCGCAAGAGAUUUUUCGCGAUUUUUUCGACCAGACAAUGUAAUGUCUACACAAGAGUGUUUAUCGUUUAACUUUCUACUCCUUCAAUGCCGUGCAUCAGUUUCAUAUUUUUAACGGGUGAUACAGUCAUCUCUCCCUUACUCGAUAUUUCGUAUCUCGAUAUCGAGUUAGAGAACCAUAGUAAAAGUUGGUUUUCAUGGCUACCUCGAUGGUCCCUUGGAUCGCAGUUGCAUUGUUUUUGUGUUCUGUAAUUCGAUACCUCCCUAACUCGAUGGUCCCUUCAAUAUCGAGUAAGGGAGAGAUGACUGUAAUUAAAAAAUGGGAAUGAUUUGAAAUAAAUAACUAAAAAUGGGAAUGAUUUCGAAAAAUGACUAAACUAUUGUUUUAAUUCAUAUAAAGAAUCUGUAGUUAUUUUUCAAUUUGUUUUUUUUUUUUUUAAUCAAAUUUGAUAUUUCUUUCAAAAAAUAGUUCACACGUUUUGUGAUUGUGACAUUAAAAAAUCCCACACUUUCAUUAUAACCCGUUAAAACAUUAGCAUUUAUGGAAUUAUCGCGCCUCGUGCUAUAAAUGUUCUCCGCCGGUGAUACAGUUUCCGUGUAAUAUUAUAUUUUGCGAUACCUCUGGUUAAAUGGACGAAAAAUAAAACUUUAUGAAACCAAAAA